AUGGGUAGAGUCAUUCGCAACCAGCGCAAGGGCCGUGGCUCCAUCUUCACGGCCAACACGCACCACAACAAGAGCCCGGCUCAGUUCCGUAACCUCGACUACGCUGAGCGCCACGGUUAUCUCCGUGGUGUCGUCCGCGAGAUCGUCCACGAUGCCGGCAAGUCUGCCCUCACCCUUUCCUCUCGAAGACGCCCGAAUAUUCGACGAGGUCGUGGUGCUCCCCUCGCCAAGGUCGUCUUCCGUCACCCUUACAAGUACAAGCAGGUGACGGAGACAUUCAUCGCCAACGAGGGCAUGUACACUGGCCAGUUCGUCUACGCCGGAAAGCGCGCCGCCCUCACCGUCGGCAACAUCCUGCCCCUCGGUGAGAUGCCCGAGGGUACCGUCGUUACCAACGUCGAGGAGAAGAUUGGCGACCGUGGCGCUCUGGGCCGCACCUCUGGCAACUACGUCACCGUCAUCGGCCACAACCCCGAUGAGGGCAAGACCCGCAUCAAGCUCCCCUCUGGCGCCAAGAAGGUUGUUCACUCUGGCGCCCGUGGCAUGGUCGGCAUCGUCGCCGGCGGUGGUCGUACCGACAAGCCUCUCCUGAAGGCUUCGCGUGCCAAGCAUAAGUUCGCUGUCAAGCGCAACAGCUGGCCCAAGACCCGUGGUGUUGCCAUGAACCCCGUCGAUCACCCUCACGGUGGUGGUAACCACCAGCACAUUGGUAAGGCCUCUACCAUCUCCCGCGAGGCCGCCCAGGGACAGAAGGCCGGUCUUAUUGCCGCCAGGAGGACUGGUCUUCUCCGUGGUACUCAGAAGACAAAGGAAUAA
This is a messenger RNA of Geosmithia morbida, 816 nucleotides long. RefSeq names its product large subunit ribosomal protein L8e. The transcript has 4 exons. Gene Ontology annotation, cellular component: cytosolic large ribosomal subunit; ribosome. NCBI's taxonomy places the organism in Eukaryota, Fungi, Ascomycota, Sordariomycetes, Hypocreales, Bionectriaceae. Gene Ontology annotation, biological process: cytoplasmic translation. Bases 1 to 816 code for a protein of 271 amino acids. Gene Ontology annotation, molecular function: structural constituent of ribosome; RNA binding. The record is from RefSeq and is a predicted model, not a curated record.